Molecule: messenger RNA, 654 nt
Organism: Aspergillus viridinutans
Lineage: Eukaryota; Fungi; Ascomycota; Eurotiomycetes; Eurotiales; Aspergillaceae
Product: chitin synthase export chaperone
Exons: 4
Coding region: 1-654 (217 amino acids)
Biological process (GO): protein folding
Cellular component (GO): endoplasmic reticulum membrane
Source: RefSeq, a predicted model, not a curated record
AUGGGACCGGAAAUGCAAUUGUUCCUUCUUGCCUUCAUUAUCGUCGAGAUCUGCGAGAUCUUCACCGUGGGCGGCUUCCCUCUUGACAGCGCGGUGCUGAAGGGGUUCUCGGCAGUUCAUGUCGCUGCGAUCACCGCGACUUGCUGGAUCCUAUUCUUGAACGCUCUUGUCGGGUUUCAGUUCCUUGACGACGGUACACCUGUUUCGCUCGGUCUCUGUCUUGCUUCUGCCCUGUUGUUCUUCGUCGGUACCGGUUAUAUCGCCCUAGAUACUGCUUUCGACUGGACCGGAGAGUUCGCGACGGACGCGUCUAAUCACUAUCGAAAUAUCGCCCUCUACGUACUGUACCAGCUCUUCCCCCUCGUCCUCCUCGUGGCGUUCUUCGUUCUGGAAGCUGUUUUGGUGAUCCGGGUCCUGGGCGAGUUCCAGCCAAUGUUGUAUCUGUCCGCCGCUGGUUUAUUGUUCGCCAUUGGCCAAAUCUUCAACUACGUGAUCAGCACCCAUCUCUGCCAGGCGUCGCACGGGAAAGUCAACGGCGCCUUUUUCGAAACGUUGUUCACACUCUUGUCGGUCGUUACGGUCUGGUUCUUCUGGAGCAGUAUAACGGAAGACGACUGGCCUAUGCCGAUGGCUGUAGGCAGUGGCUACAACUAA